AAGACAGAGCUGGCCAAACUAGUCCUCGAGAUCUACCAACAGUUCACAUUUUCCAGACCACCUAGCUGGUGCACAGGUGUAGUCAUUACUAAUUAAGAUGUGCUGAAUUCAUUCCUAACUGACAAUUCUACAGAUCUCCAGGAGGCCUGGAAAACAUGAACUGUUGGUAGAUCUCGAGGACCGGUUUGGCCAGCCCUGCUAUAAGGUGUCAGGAUGUCACUGUCUAUGUCUCCAUGCAGGAGGAGGAGUAUAUAGAGGAACACAGGGGUCUGUAUGAGGACGUGAUGAUGGAGAAUCACCGGCCCCUCACAUCACUGGAUGGGCCCAGUAACAGAGAUACCCCAGAGAGAUGUCCCCGUCCUCUGUAUUCCCAGGAUUGUACAGAGGAGAAUCACAGGAUCCCACAGGAGGAUCAGGUAGAACGUCUGUAUGAUAUUAAAACAGACGAUAUAGUGGAAGAAGAAGAGACGUAUGUGACUGAUAUAAAGGCAGAAGAUAUAGAGGGAGAAGAAGAGACGUAUGUGAGGCGUGAUCAGCAGUGUAAGGAGGAGGAGAUCCCUACAGAUAUCAGCACAGCAGAGGGACACACAAGCAGGAAUAUCUCAGAAGGACAUCUAAUGUUAUCCCUGGAUUCUGAAAUAACCGAUAAUGACAGUAGACAGGAUUAUCCAGGAGCUAACCCCAUUACCCCAAUUAUUCAUCCAGGUCUAUCAGCUGAUCCCCCUGAUCCUGGGAAAUGUUCUCCUGAUCACGCUUAUAUUGGUACAUCUGUUACAGCUCUAACAGUAGAUACAGUGUUUCCAUGUUCUAUAGAUGCCAAAUGUUUUACACAGAACACAAAGCUUCAUCAGCCAGCUAAGGCAGGUGAGAGGCCAUUUCCAUGUUCUGAGUGUGGGAAAUAUUUUACAUGCAAAUCAGCUCUUGUUACACAUCAGAGAAGACACACAGGUGAGAAGCCAUUUCCAUGUUCUGAGUGUGAGAAAUGUUUUGCAUGGAAAUCAAAUCUGGUUACACACCAGCAAAUUCACACAGGUGAGAAGCCAUUUCCAUGUUCUGAGUGUGAGAAAUGUUUUGCACGGAAAUUACAUCUUGUUAGACAUCAGCAAAGUCACACAGGUGAGAAGCCAUUUCCAUGUUCUGAGUGUGGGAAAUGUUUUGCACAGAAAUCAGAACUUGUUAUACAUCAGAAAAGUCACACAGGUGAGAAGCCAUUUCCAUGUACUGAGUGUGGGAAAUGUUUUGCACAUAAAUCAGACCUUGUUAAACAUCACAGAAGUCACACAGGUGCAAAGCCAUUUCCAUGUUUUGAGUGUGGGAAAUGUUUUGCAAUCAAAUCAGAUCUUGUUAAUCAUCAGAGAAGUCACACAGGUGAGAAGCCGUUUUCUUGCUCUGAGUGUGGGAAAUGUUUUUCCUGGAAAUCACUACUUGUUAUACAUCUGCGAAGUCACACAGGUGAGAAUCCAUUUCCAUGUUCUGAGUGUGGGAAAUGUUUUCAACACAAAUCACAUCUUGUUACACAUCAAAGAAUUCACACAGGUGAGAAGCCAUUUCAAUGUUCUGAGUGUGGGAAAUGUUUUAUCCAGAAAUCACAACUUGUUAUACAUCAGGGAAGUCACACAGGAGAAAGGCCAUUUCCAUGUUCUGAGUGUAGGAAAUGUUUUACAAACAAAUCGCAUCUUGUUAGACAUCAGAGAAGUCACACAGGUGAGAGGCCAUUUUCAUGUUCUGAGUGUGGGAAAUGUUUUGCACGGAAAUCAGUACUUGUUGAACAUCACAGAAGUCACACAGAUGAGAAGCCAUUUCCAUGUUCUGAGUGUGGGAAAUGUUUUGCACACAAAUCAGAUCUUGUUAUACAUCAGAGAAGUCACACAGGUGAGAAGCCAUAUUCCUGUUCUGAGUGUGGGAAAUAUUUUGCACAGAAAUCAUAUCUUAUUACACAUCAGAGAAGUCACACAGGUGAGAAGCCAUAUUCCUGUUCUGAGUGUGGGAAAUAUUUUGCACAGAAAUCAUAUCUUAUUACACAUCAGAGAAGUCACACAGGUGAGAAGCCAUUUUCUUGCUCUGAGUGUGGGAAAUGUUUUAUACGGAAAUCACAACUUGUUACACAUCAGCGAAAUCACACAGGUGAGAAGCCAUUUCCAUGUUCUGAGUGUGAGAAAUGUUUUACACAGAAAUCAGAUCUUGUUAAACAUCAGAGAAGUCACACCGGUGAGAGGCCAUUUUCUUGCUCUGAGUGUGGGAAAUGUUUUAUCCAGAAAUCACAUCUUGUUACACAUCAGCGAAGUCACACGGGUGAGAGGCCAUUUCCAUGUUCUGAGUGUGAGAAAUGUUUUACACAGAAAUCAGAUCUUGUUAAACAUCAGAGAAGUCACACCGGUGAGAGGCCAUUUUCUUGCUCUGAGUGUGGGAAAUGUUUUAUCCAGAAAUCACAUCUUGUUACACAUCAGCGAAGUCACACGGGUGAGAGGCCAUUUCCAUGUUCUGAGUGUGGGAAAUGUUUUGCACGGAAAUCACAUCUUGUUGCACGUCAGCAAAGUCACAAAGAUGAGAAGCCAUUUCCAUGUUCUGAGUGUGGGAAAUGUUUUGCACGCAAAGCAGAUCUUGUUAAACAUCAGAGAACUCACACAGGUGAGAAGCCAUUUUCUUGCUCCGAGUGCGGGAAAUGUUUUACACAGAAAUCACAUCUUGUUAAGCAUCAGCGAAGUCACACAGGUGAGAAUACAUUUCCAUGUUCUGAGUGUGGGAAAUGUUUUACACAUAAAUCACAUCUUGUUACACAUCAGAGAAGUCACACAGGUGAGAAACCAUUUUCUUGCUCCGAGUGCGGGAAAUGUUUUACACAGAAAUCACAUCUUGUUAAUCAUCAGCGAAGUCACACAGGUGAGAAUACAUUUCCAUGUUCUGAGUGUGGGAAAUGUUUUACACAGAAAUCAGAUCUUAUUAAACAUCAGAAAACUCACACAGGUGAGAAGCCAUUUCCAUGUUCUGAGUGUGGGAAAUGUUUUGCACGCAAAGCAGAUCUUGUUAAACAUCAGAGAACUCACACAGGUGAGAAGCCAUUUUCUUGCUCUGAAUGCGGGAAAUGUUUUACACAGAAAUCAAAUCUUGUUAAACAUCAGCGAAGUCACACAGGUGAGAAUCCAUUUCCAUGUUCUGAGUGUGGAAAAUGUUUUGCAUACAAAUCAGAUCUUGUUAAACAUCAGAGAAGUCACACAGGUGAGAAGCCAUUUUCUUGCUCUGAGUGUGGGAAAUGUUUUACCUGGAAAUCACAACUUUAUACACAUCUUCGAAGUCACACAGGUGAGAAGCCAUUUCCAUACUCUGAGAAGUAAAUCAGCUCUUGUAGACAUCAGUCAGGUGAGAAACCAUUUUAAUCUUCUGGGGUAUACUUAUUGCCAUAUGAUGUUCUUCAAGAUUCUUAUCCCAUCUCCUAUGCUUUUUGCAAUAUACAUGCUACCGCAUGGUGAAAUAAUCAGACGUCAUGUACUCAUCUACCACUGCUAUGAAGAUGAUCUGUCUUUUGCUCAGGGUACUGAGAACCCAGUACCAAUCCUAAAUGGUUGUCUAGUUGAGCUCCAGGUGUGGGUGAUGCCAGUUGGCUGUGACUCAGUCCUGGUGAAACAGGUCUAUCAUAAGAUAGAAGCUCACCAACAAAGGGCAGGGCUACAGUUCAGCUUUGCAAACCAACCAGACUUACGCUUGGAGGUUCAGAGUUACAAAAUGCGGAUCAUGUGUGGAAUCUUGGUGUCCUGGAUUGUGGAGUGAAACUUAGACAUCACGUAUCAGCCACAAUCAGAUCCUCAUCUGAGGAACAGAGCCAGACUCCAGCACUUAUUUCCCUCAGAAGAUCUACCUACAGUCAUACAUACACUUGUAUCAUCACACAUAGACUACUGCAAUGUCCUCUACCUGGAUCUCCUAGCAAUAGAAUUGCACCGCUUGUAGCUUGUACAGAUUGCAGCAGCCAGUCUGUUACCUAACCAGCCCGUUCCUGCCACAUAACACCCAUUCUCUACUCCCUUCACCGGCUGCCUGUAAGAUGGUGACUCUAUUACAUAAUCUUACUGACUCCCAAUCCUACAUGAUCAGGAUCCAUGGUAACAGAAGCAGCUUCUGCCUCAUUACUGCCCUGCUUUCUUACUUCCAUCUGCAGAUGAAGGACUCUUACCAGCAGUACCAAGAAUCUCCAAGCAGUGCUGAGAUGUCAGAGGGGGAGACAGAGUGGUGGCACUAGUGCUGUAGUGGGGCCUGCCGAAGGCACUGUCAGUGGGUAAUAUUGUCCUCAAGCAGUGCUGAGGUGUCGGGGGGA
Pseudophryne corroboree (corroboree frog) is the source of this 4309-nucleotide messenger RNA. RefSeq names its product zinc finger protein 585A-like. NCBI's taxonomy places the organism in Eukaryota, Metazoa, Chordata, Amphibia, Anura, Myobatrachidae. The record is from RefSeq and is a predicted model, not a curated record. Gene Ontology annotation, biological process: regulation of transcription by RNA polymerase II. The transcript has 5 exons. The coding region runs from base 234 to 3332 and encodes 1032 amino acids. Gene Ontology annotation, molecular function: DNA-binding transcription factor activity; RNA polymerase II cis-regulatory region sequence-specific DNA binding.